Messenger RNA from Austrofundulus limnaeus, 3279 nucleotides. Its product is annotated as von Willebrand factor A domain-containing protein 7. The record is from RefSeq and is a predicted model, not a curated record. Bases 201 to 3194 code for a protein of 997 amino acids. The transcript is spliced from 19 exons. Lineage: Eukaryota; Metazoa; Chordata; Actinopteri; Cyprinodontiformes; Rivulidae.
GACACAGCAGAGAGAGAGAGAGAGAGAAAACACCUCCAGCUAAAAACGAAACUGCCUCUGGACUUCACAGAGGAGCAGUUCUGUGAGGUGAAAACAAGGAGAACUAGUUUUGUAACGGUCCUCAUGUAAAUAUAUAUAUAAAUAAUAGAAUAAUUUUUCAAGAUAACAGAAAUCCAGAUUCUGAAGCAAAGUGAGUCAUCAUGGYUUCAUCUUUGGCAUUAGCCCUGCUAGUUUUGGUCCUCCCAGGCCCCAGCAUGGCAUUUUCCCCAUUUGGAGGAGGAAUGUCCACCCAUGACAGCAUCACAAAAAAGGCUGUCAUGCAAAUAGUUACAGAGACRUGCCGGACGGUGGUUGAGAAAACUGGUGAUGAUUUCAGUCCCACUGGCCCAUCUCCACAGGAACUUGUCCAGGCCUGUUUAGGCUCCAGAGCAAAAGGAGAUGUGUCAGGUGCCAAAUUUCRUUCAGCUCUUCGAGAGAUUAAUGUCCAGAAUGGGCUGAUAGACCUUGACUUUGUCAACAGUGCUCCACAUCACUUCCACUCUGAAGCUUUCUUAGAGGGGCGUGGCCUAAUCAUGGAGGGCAUGUUGGCAAUUAAGGCUAACAUUCGAGAGGAGAAUUUCAAGCCUGCCAGGGAGACACUGGGGAGAAUCCUUCAUACAUUACAGGACUUCUACAGUCACAGUAACUGGGUGGAGCUGGGAUACACAGAGCCGUAUAUCAACCUCAUCCGGCCAGAUCUCCCUCUGGAAAACCUGGCAGAUGUGAACACGCCCACCUGCAGGGACUGCGCCAGUGAAACAUGCYCUAAUGCCAUCCUCCCCCAGAUCUUGCAGGAGAAAAAACUCACAUCAGGCUACAUGGGAGUCUACWCUUCUACAAAACCUGAAGGUAAGUGCAGUCAUGGAGGUGAAGAUGAUCUCACCAGCUCUGUCGUUCCUCGAGGAGGCAUCAGCAAAGACGAGCGCCGCUCAGACAAUGUGGCUCUACAUGAAGCUGCUGUAAAAACAGCYACAGCUGCCAGCCUCCAGCUGUUGGAGGACAUCCGCUCAGCUGCAGGGGACAAUGACUUUCUAAGGAUGAUGGGGAUUGCUCGCUCAUCUGUGGUGUGCUUUGUGAUUGACACCACAGGCAGUAUGUCAAACGACAUAGCAGACGCUAUAUCAGUGUCUAAUGAAAUCAUUGACAGCAAAAAGGGAACACAGGAUGAACCGUCAGAGUAUAUCCUUGUGCCUUUCAAUGACCCAGAUUUUGGACCACUGAUCAGGACCACWGACUCUGAAAAAAUGAAAACAGAACUGUCUAAGCUCAAAGCAAAUGGYGGUGGAGAUGAACCAGAGAUGUGCCUGUCAGGACUUCAGCUGGCUCUCACUGGUGCACCCUCCUCGUCUGAAAUCUUUGUUUUCACUGAUGCUACAGCUAAAGACAUCGCCUUGAAGGACACUAUUCUUGCUCUUAUAAGAAGCACCAAGUCAACGGUUUCAUUCUUUAUGACUGCAGCCUUUAAAAGGCGCCGUCGUUCUGUCUUGGCUGCUGCCUUUAGAGACUACCAGGAUAUAGCGUUGGCAUCUGGAGGUCAAGCCAUCCAGGUGUCCAAGGCCCAGCUGUCUAAGGCCACAGACAUUAUUCUUGACACGUCAACUUCUNAAAUCUUUGUUUUCACUGAUGCUACAGCUAAAGACAUCGCCUUGAAGGACACUAUUCUUGCUCUUAUAAGAAGCACCAAGUCAACGGUUUCAUUCUUUAUGACUGCAGCCUUUAAAAGGCGCCGUCGUUCUGUCUUGGCUGCUGCCUUUAGAGACUACCAGGAUAUAGCGUUGGCAUCUGGAGAUGUAAAUCCAUCAUUUGUCUUCUUUCAUCUUUCAAUCCAGGUGACARUACUUCAACGAGCAAGUAAUGGUGGUAGUGAAGAGACAUUYCCCUUCAURUUGGAUGAGUCACUAAAAAACAUCACCAUCUACAUCACUGGAAAAGGCAUAACUUUUACACUGACCAACCCUGCAGGCAUAAGCCAAAAUCAGAAUGAGGCCAGUGGUAAACUGGGCACUAUUAAGACAGUGGGCAACCUCUGGAGGAUUCGUCUGAACUCCGACAAGCAGUCAGGAAACUGGAAGAUCAACAUCAAAUCAACCGAGCUGUACACACUUAAAGUCACAGGCCAGAGCAUUAUUACCUUCAUUUAUGACUUUGUGAAAAAGUUCUCAGGAUCCCACCCAGGUUAUUCUGUAGUUACUGGACGUCCACAAACAGGUCAGCCUGUCACACUGAUGCUUUCAGUAAUUGGCAGAAAAGGUCCGUCUUCGGUGUCUGUUGAAGAGGUCGGCUUGGUAAUUGUUUCUGGUCCUGAGGCUGUAACCAAAGGGGUCGUCUCUGAUGUGGGAAACGGAGACAUCCUGGUCACUGUUGAUGCGGUUCCUGAGGGGGAGUUUGUAGUUGUUCUGAAAGGAACAGACAAAGUGUCCAACAGUGAAUUUCAAAGGCAGUCAACCACCCAGAUGUCCGUCUCCAAAGUCAAUAUUCAGGCUGUGGUGGGCAGCAGUGUUGAGCCUGGAAAAACCUUUCUGCUCCCCUUCAGUGUGAUGACCCAGGGUUCUGCUGGUACAUACACCAUCAGUGCCAGAAAUGAUAGAAACUUCCCCAUGAACUUCCCAGAAAGCCUCACCCUGACGACUGGAACAGCUGGUAAUCAGACACUGACCAUCACUCCACCUGCCAGCACACWAUCAGGCACUGAUGUCACUCUGACYAUUGAAGCCAAGUCAUCCARUGGUGCUGACUCCAAUUAUGCUGUUUUGAGAUUGUCUGUGGUCACCAAGAUCACAGACUUCUAUCAGCCCCAGUGUGAAGUGUUUGGAGUGCUGGCUGAUGACUGUCCUAAAGAUUUGUCCCAGUGUGGAUCUUUCCACUGGGAGCUCUCAGCUAACCUGACUGAUGGAAACGGCACUGGGAUAGAGAGCAUUUCUCUGCGUCAGGGCAACGGGACCCUUUCACACCCAUCACUGCCGGCUUCCUUCAUCCAAGCAAGCUACAAUGCUUCUUGCUGCUCACAGAUCGUUGAGUUUAUAGCUGUGGAUAAAGUUGGAAAUGUGGGCAAAUGUUAUCGUUCAAUUGUUCCUUCAGGAGGUUCUGUUGUUUCCAGUCUGUCACUGCCUCUGUGGYUCUGCCUGCUGGUGUCAGCUUUAGUAGGAAGACCUUGAGGGACUUUGGUUUGUUUUCACUGAAUCAUCUUUAUUUGGUUCAGGGUACUUGGUUCUUGGUCUUAAAAGAAARCUUUUAGCUGGA